Messenger RNA from Fonsecaea erecta, 1521 nucleotides. Its product is annotated as amt family ammonium transporter. The coding region runs from base 1 to 1521 and encodes 506 amino acids. The record is from RefSeq and is a predicted model, not a curated record. Gene Ontology annotation, molecular function: ammonium channel activity. The transcript has 2 exons. NCBI's taxonomy places the organism in Eukaryota, Fungi, Ascomycota, Eurotiomycetes, Chaetothyriales, Herpotrichiellaceae. Gene Ontology annotation, cellular component: plasma membrane. Gene Ontology annotation, biological process: ammonium transmembrane transport.
AUGUCGCCUGGUCGCUUAGCUAGCGCCCGUGCCCAGCGUCGUUGGGACGCAGACACUCUCGUCGCCCCCGACUGGCUUAACAAUGGCGACAAUGCCUGGCAGCUUACGGCUGCGACGCUCGUGGGCCUGCAAUCGGUCCCGGGCCUGAUGGUCAUGUACGCAGGAUUGGUGAAAAAGAAGUGGGCCAUCAACUCGGCUUUUAUGGUCCUGUACGCCUUUGCCGCCGUCCUCAUUUGCUGGGUGGUUUACGCAUACCGGGCUGGUUUUGGCAAGCAGAUGUUGCCAUUCGUCGGUGUGCCCGGCCCGGCUGUCGAGAUGAACUACGAAUUGAAGCAGGCGUACUUGCCUGCAGCUGGCGUGACGGCAGCAUAUCCUAUGAGCACCAUGGUGUAUUUCCAGUUCGUUUUCGCAGCCAUCACACUUGUCCUUAUCGCGGGCGCAGCCCUGGCGAGAAUGAACUUCCUGGCCUGGAUGGUUUUCGUGCCACUUUGGUUGACCCUGAGCUACGUGGUGGGCGCAUUCAGCAUCUGGGGAGGUGGCUUCUUGUACACCAUGGGCGUUUUGGAUUACUCGGGAGGAUACGUCAUUCAUGUUUCGUCCGGAACAGCAGGAUGGGUUCUAGCAUACUGGGUUGGCCCUCGACAUCCUCGCGAUCGCACCGAAUUCCAUCCGAACAAUGUUCUGCUCGCACUUGUCGGCGUCGGGCUCCUCUGGCUUGGUUGGAACGGCUUUAACGGUGGUGAUCCUUAUACUGCUUCGCCCGAUGCUGGUGCUGCUGUGCUAAAUACAAACGUGUGCACAGCCAUGAGCAUGUUGACCUGGACCAUCAUGGACCUCAUCUUUUUCAAAAAACCAGCCGUCAUUGGAGCCAUUCAAGGCAUCAUCACUGGCCUUGUCGCAAUCACACCUGCUGCCGGAUUUGUUGCGGGAUGGGGUGCAAUCAUCAUUGGUCUUUGCUCCGGCAUCAUCCCGUGGAUCUCAAUGAACAUCCUGGGCAAGCAAAGGUGGUUCCUUGAAUUCUCCGAUGACGUGGUGGGAGAUUUUCAUACACAUUUGGUUGGUGGCGUCGUUGGAGGAUUCCUGACCGGGCUCUUUGCCACCAGUGAAGGCACCGCAGCCUUUGCCCUGGCCCCCUCUGGUGGUGCAAUCGAUGGCAACGGGCGUCAAGUUUGGGUCCAAAUUGUCGGCUUCCUCUUCAUCAUCGGGUGGAACCUGUUCUGGACCAGCGCCAUCUGCCUGUUCAUCAAAUACGUCCUGAGGAUUCCUCUGAGAUACAACGAGGAUCAACUGCUCAUUGGCGAUGGUGAGGUCCAUGGCGAGCUCCCGUACGCAUUCUUCCACGAUGGCCGACAUGAUUACGACGUCCAUUAUGGCAAGCCCCACGAAGACAUGGAGAAACGUGCGGGAGUCUUGCAGGGGGUGGAUGCCGCAGGUCAUAUCGACAGCUCGGAGGCAGAAGCAGGGAGUGGGAGCGGCAGCGCCGGUGGUAAUGGAACAAGCAAGGCCACCAAGCAGGCAUAG